AUGACCGAUCCGACUAUCGCCCAGGACAACUCCGACCCUGUCACAUACACGUGCACGUGUCCAGCUCAAGACGAAGGUGGCAGCGUCCUGUUAUUCUAUCGCUACUGGGCCAACACGCCAAUUCUGCCCUCAUCGCACACGCCCAAAACCUAUGAUACUCAGAGCCUCGCCAUCUUCCACGAACAGCUUACAUCCGAGCUUGGAAUAGGAGGCAAGUUCCGAAUAGCAAACGAAGGGUUCAACAUCACUCUAGGCGGUACGACUUCUGCGAUUAACAAAUACAUCGAUGCGUGCUGCGCACACUGGUCGUUCGCCGGCAUCGACUUAUCCACUCCCUCAGCGUGUGAUGCGUACUUCAAACCCACACCAGGAUGUGCGUGCGCCUUCAAUAAGAAGGCAUCUGUGAGAGUCACAGCCGAGAUAACACCUCUGGGUGUCACCAACUACGCCCCUUCAUCGUGGUCGAAUGUCAUUUCUCUACCUCCUGCCCAGUUUCAUGACCUGUGUCAAGCAGGCGAGAUACCACUGAUUGAUGUGCGAAACCACUAUGAGAGCCGCAUUGGGUACUUUGUCACUGGAGAUGGAACCGUUGCUGUAAGACCUGCAGUGCGUAGGUUUAGUCAGUGGCCCGGGUAUGUUGUGAGACAUGUACUGGGCAACGAUUUGUACAAGAAGCCGGAAGGGAUAGCAACUUAUUGUACUGGCGGCAUUCGGUGCGAGAAGGGUGCGCGCUGGAUGCAGGAGGCCUUGGUGAAGGGAGGGCGGACCAGUGAUGCGCCGGUGUACACACUACAUGGCGGCAUCGUAGCAUAUCAAACCUGGAUGCAAGAGGAGAUCAAGGCGGGGAGGAAACAGCCUCAGGACAGCUUCUUCAAAGGAAGCAAUUACGUUUUCGAUGCAAGAGGCGCAAUCGGUGCUCAAGACGCGGUUUCGGCAUGUCACAGUUGUGGGAAAUCGGAGGAUCGCCUUGGUAAGUGCGGAGUAGCGGGAUGUCAUUUGGUACUUGUGGUUUGUGAGUCAUGUGAGCGAGAAGGUGGCGUAAGCUGCUGCGACGACUGUCGUCACAUCAGCACGGAACAGCUAGACUCAUCAUUAAGAAGCAGACGCAUGUGCAAAUGCGAAAACGACAGAGAGAAGUCACUCUGGGGUGAUGGAGGAGCCAGGCUUGAGCAAGGCAAGCGACGACAGAAGACGAAGCAUGCAGUAGCGGAAUGA
Messenger RNA from Ascochyta rabiei, 1215 nucleotides. RefSeq lists its product as uncharacterized. NCBI's taxonomy places the organism in Eukaryota, Fungi, Ascomycota, Dothideomycetes, Pleosporales, Didymellaceae. Bases 1 to 1215 code for a protein of 404 amino acids. The record is from RefSeq and is a predicted model, not a curated record. The transcript has a single exon.